AUGCCUGACGAUAACAAAUACUAUAUUUCAUACAACAACAUUCACAAACUAUGCCAAAAAACGGCUAAGGAGAUAAUGGCCAGGAACGAAAGACCUGACAUUAUAAUCGGUAUAUCUGGAGGUGGACUAAUUCCUGCCAGGAUUAUUAGAUCUUUCUUGAAGAAGAAAGGUGAGAAAAAUAUACCGAUCCAAGCGAUCGGUUUGUCCUUGUAUGAAAACUUGGGACUAGACUCCCAAGUGGACACCAUUGGGAAAUCGGUUGUCAGAACACAAUGGCUGGAUUUCGGUGCCCUAGAGGAACAUUUCGAUUCUUUGAUUGGAAAGAGGAUCUUGAUCAUCGAUGAAGUCGAUGACACGAGGACCACACUGCAUUAUGCGGUAUCUGAAUUACAAAAGGAGGUUGAAGAUCAACAGAGAAAGUUGAACAGAUUGAAUGAGAUUACGAACCUUUCCGUGUUCGUUCUUCAUAACAAAGAUAAGCCAAAGAAGGCCAACUUACCUGAGGAAAUGAUGAACUCGCACCAUUAUAUCGCUGCGGAGACUGUUCCAGACAAAUGGCUGAUCUACCCCUGGGAUGCAGAAGAUAUUGAAGAGCACACGCAAAUGGCUAUUCAACAGGGUCAUAACUGA
Molecule: messenger RNA, 630 nt
Organism: Huiozyma naganishii CBS 8797
Lineage: Eukaryota; Fungi; Ascomycota; Saccharomycetes; Saccharomycetales; Saccharomycetaceae
Gene: XPT1
Product: xanthine phosphoribosyltransferase
Exons: 1
Coding region: 1-630 (209 amino acids)
Biological process (GO): hypoxanthine metabolic process; GMP salvage; XMP salvage
Cellular component (GO): cytoplasm
Molecular function (GO): hypoxanthine phosphoribosyltransferase activity
Source: RefSeq, a predicted model, not a curated record